This is a messenger RNA of Jaculus jaculus (lesser Egyptian jerboa), 867 nucleotides long. RefSeq names its product glutaredoxin 5 (gene Glrx5). The transcript is spliced from 2 exons. The record is from RefSeq and is a predicted model, not a curated record. Lineage: Eukaryota; Metazoa; Chordata; Mammalia; Rodentia; Dipodidae. The coding region runs from base 16 to 489 and encodes 157 amino acids.
GGACGGCGAGCCGCAAUGAGCGCGUCGCUAGGCCGGGCCGCGGCGGCUCUGCUCCGCUGGGGGCGCGGCGCGAGCGGCGGCGUCCUGCCGGGCGCGGGCGUGCGAGCGGCGAGCUCGGGCGCGGGCGGCGGCGGCCAGGCGGAGCAGCUGGACGCGAUGGUGAAGAAGGACAAAGUGGUGGUCUUCCUCAAGGGGACGCCAGAGCAGCCCCAGUGCGGCUUCAGCAACGCCGUGGUGCAGAUCCUGAGGCUGCACGGCGUCCGCGACUACGCGGCCUACAACGUGCUGGACGACCCCGAGCUCCGACAAGGCAUCAAAGACUACUCCAACUGGCCUACUAUCCCGCAGGUGUUCCUCAACGGCGAGUUUGUGGGGGGCUGUGACAUCCUUCUGCAGAUGCACCAGAAUGGGGACCUGGUGGAGGAACUGAAAAAGCUGGGGAUCCGCUCGGCCCUGUUAGAUGAGAAGACAGACCAAGACUCAAAGUGAGGGCGCCAGCCAGAGCAGCCCCCUGCCCCGCCCUACCCGAGAAGCCUUAUCCUGCGUCUCCCGUCACCGUGGACGCUCGCACCGGCCCUCCUGGCUCCUCAGAAGGCGGGAGGCCCAACUGUGGUCUUUGGCUCCCAGUGUCCUGUGGUGACCGUCCUCUCUGCCAGCGCUCUGUAGCUGCUCAGUGUGGGACCCUGAUGUUGCUGUAGACCAAGCUUGUUCUUCCCUCCGGGAGUCCUCCCUGACCCCUGCAUGUGUGCCAGGCUGUAAGGACGCCGCGCCUCCCAUGUUUUUACAACUUCUAUUAAGGAAAAGAUGGACAAAGAAUAAAAUGUGGUAACUGGUGUUUUUUUAAAAUAAACUGCCAACACAAGAGCA